GCAUCAUCAGCCAAUGGCGGGGUAGAGGUGUGGCUUCUUGUCAUUCAGUCUCUGAGAAGCUCAGGGAUUCUGAAGGAAGCAUGAUGCGGAUCAGAGGAAUAGUGAGGGCUUCAGCCCACCUCAGACAGGCACAUUUCUCUUCUUCUGCAGCAGUGCCUCGGACCAAACUUUUCAUCAAUGGACAAUUUGUGGAUUCUGAGACCUCAGAAUGGAUUGAUGUUCACAACCCGGCAACCAAUGAGGUGAUUGGAAUAGUUCCCCAGGCAACACAGAGUGAGAUGGAGGCAGCGGUAAAUGCAUGUCAGCGUACUUUUCCAGCCUGGUCUGAGACUUCCAUUUUAAACCGACAACAGAUCUUUUUACGCUACCAGCAACUCAUAAAAGACAAUCUGAAAGAGGUGGCACGUCUGAUAACACUGGAGCAAGGAAAGACUUUGGCAGAUGCAGAAGGGGAUGUAUUCCGUGGACUGCAGGUGGUGGAACAUGCGUGUAGUGUGACCUCUCUGAUGCUAGGAGAAACCCUUUCAUCACUCACAAAGGAUAUGGACACAUUUACAUUUCGCCUACCUCUGGGUGUAUGUGCUGGCAUUGCACCUUUUAACUUCCCUGCCAUGAUCCCAUUAUGGAUGUUUCCUAUGGCCAUGGUUUGUGGAAACACCUACUUGAUGAAGCCAUCAGAACGUGUUCCAGGAGCCACUAUGUUUCUUGUUCAACUACUGCAGGAUGCUGGCGUUCCUGAUGGGACCAUAAACAUUAUCCAUGGACAACAUGCAGCUGUGAAUUUUAUCUGUGACCAUCCAGCCAUUCGAGCUAUCAGUUUUGUGGGCUCUAACCAGGCUGGAGAAUACAUCUAUGAUAGGGGAUCCCGAAAUGGCAAGAGAGUUCAAUCUAACAUGGGGGCAAAAAACCAUGGGGUAGUUAUGCCAGAUGCUAAUAAGGAGAACACCCUGAACCAGCUAGUAGGAGCAGCAUUCGGAGCUGCUGGACAGCGCUGCAUGGCUCUUUCCACAGCUGUUCUGGUUGGAGAAGCAAAGCAAUGGCUUCCAGAGUUGGUUGAAAAAGCAAAGAAGUUACAGGUUAAUGCUGGUGAUCAACCUGGAGCUGAUCUGGGACCGCUAAUCAGUCCAGCUGCAAAAGAUCGUGUUUGCAGCUUAGUAGAGAGUGGUGUCAGGGAAGGUGCAACUCUAUUGCUAGAUGGCCGUGAUGUUAAUGUGAAAGGGUUUGAGAACGGCAACUUUGUGGGACCAACAAUUCUGGCAAAUGUUCAGCCACACAUGACCUGCUAUAAGGAGGAGAUUUUCGGGCCAGUUCUGGUCAUAUUAGAGGCAGAUACUCUGGAUGAUGCCCUUAAAAUUGUGAACAGCAAUCCAUAUGGCAAUGGGACAGCCAUCUUUACAACAAAUGGAGCAACUGCUCGAAAAUACACUCACUUAGUGGAUGUGGGCCAGGUGGGAGUAAAUGUGCCAAUCCCAGUACCACUCCCUAUGUUCUCAUUCACCGGAUCUCGUGCUUCUUUCCGCGGAGACACCAACUUUUAUGGAAAACAGGGUGUGCACUUCUAUACCCAGCUGAAGACUGUAACUUCUCAGUGGAAGGAAGAAGAUUCCACAUUGACCAGCCCGGCUGUGGUGAUGCCAACCAUGGGACGUUGAUUUGUCUUUCCAACCCAUAUGAUUCUGUUAGGAACAUUACCUUUCUGUAGCACCACCAUUUAUCCAAUGUCUAUCCGACCAUAUCUAGCGUUUGCAUUUUCUUUGUUACAAAAUUAUAGUUUUUUUUUUUGUUUUUUUUAAAUCUAAGUUGCUUCAACAUGCUUAGUGUUUUAAUGUCUGUUGCCCUCUACAGCUUAAGAUUGUCUGAAUAUGAAGGUAGUUCUUGUUUAGUGAAGGGGUACUUUCUAGUACCAGUGUAGUUCCAUAUUGCUGGAUGUACUUAGUACCUAUGGAGUAAUGUAGCCGGGUUUUGCCUAGUACAUACUUAAUAUGGCUAUUAAGUGUGUUGUGCAUCCUAUAAAUGUUGAAUGUUUCACAGAAGCUACUGCCUAUAUGAGGAACACCAUACUGUAGUUUUAUCCAGAUUGUUAUAAGAAGGUUGCUGUGCCCUUAAUGCACUUAUAUUGAACCCUGUCCUGCCUUUUCCAUGUUGUAACUGUCAGCUAGUAAUCCUCUAAUUCUAGGUCUAAAUUAUUGUUCCUAGAAGAUUUCAAUUGUGCCACAUUGUGCACCUCAGUUUUCUUAAUACUUAUAUCUUCUAGGCACAGCAUUACAAUCUGAAAACAUUUUAUUAGGGACUCUCUAGGCAGAUUUAAAUACAUCACAUGAUAUAAUGAAUCGAGCAAAGGCAAAUAACACGGUAAAAGAAGGAACUAUAUAAGCUAUUUGUUUGAUUAAAUCAUGGGCUUAACAGAGCUAAUUGUAUUGUUCAUCCAAUAAAGAUUUUUGCUUACAGAA
Molecule: messenger RNA, 2450 nt
Organism: Xenopus tropicalis (tropical clawed frog)
Lineage: Eukaryota; Metazoa; Chordata; Amphibia; Anura; Pipidae
Gene: aldh6a1
Product: aldehyde dehydrogenase 6 family member A1
Exons: 12
Coding region: 81-1652 (523 amino acids)
Molecular function (GO): oxidoreductase activity; methylmalonate-semialdehyde dehydrogenase (acylating, NAD+) activity
Source: RefSeq, a predicted model, not a curated record